Ilex paraguariensis (yerba mate) is the source of this 333-nucleotide messenger RNA. The record is from the annotation of a GenBank genome assembly. NCBI's taxonomy places the organism in Eukaryota, Viridiplantae, Streptophyta, Magnoliopsida, Aquifoliales, Aquifoliaceae.
AUGGAUUAUCUACUGGGGAAAAACCCGAAAGGAAGAUCACUCAUGGUUGGGUUUGGUAAUAAACCACCAACACAAGCCCACCAUAGAGGUGCUUCUGUCCCAAUGUUGUCAGCAAACAAUGUGGUGAGCUGCCCAAUGAGCUUCGUUAACUGGUUCUCCACGAAUGCACCAAACCCCAAUGAGCUAACAGGUGCCAUCGUGGGCGGCCCCGACAAGUAUGAUACCUUUGUCGAUCAGCGUUCGAAUUCAGCCAUGACCGAACCAACAACAUAUACUAACUCGUUGGCGAUUGGUGUUCUUGCAAAGCUUGCAAAACAUCACUCUAAGUCAUGA